Notolabrus celidotus (New Zealand spotty) is the source of this 6828-nucleotide messenger RNA. It is a transcript of the gene xrn1, whose product is annotated as 5'-3' exoribonuclease 1. The record is from RefSeq and is a predicted model, not a curated record. Gene Ontology annotation, biological process: rRNA catabolic process; nuclear-transcribed mRNA catabolic process. Gene Ontology annotation, molecular function: RNA binding; 5'-3' RNA exonuclease activity. The transcript is spliced from 41 exons. Bases 191 to 5326 code for a protein of 1711 amino acids. Lineage: Eukaryota; Metazoa; Chordata; Actinopteri; Labriformes; Labridae. Gene Ontology annotation, cellular component: nucleus.
UCCUGAAGACUGAAGGGCGGAAGACUUUACCCGACGGACCACGGACAAAUAGCUUGUUAGCGGCCGCUAGAAACAAACCCGGGCUCUGGUUCUUAUGACCUAGACUGAGUUCCCCUCACAAUUAAACACCUCUUUUUUUAGUUUGACUAUUCACUAAUUCAAACUAGAGGUUCAGACUUUAGUGAGGAAGAUGGGAGUCCCCAAGUUUUACCGCUGGAUAUCGGAGCGGUACCCUUGUCUGAGUGAAGUAGUGAAGGAACACCAGAUUCCAGAAUUCGACAACCUCUACCUGGACAUGAACGGUAUCAUCCAUCAGUGUUCCCAUCCAAACGACGAGGAUGUCCACUUCCGUAUCUCCGAGGAGAAGAUUUUCGCUGACAUCUUCCAUUACCUGGAAGUGCUCUUCAGGAUCAUCAAGCCUCGCAAGGUCUUCUUCAUGGCUGUGGACGGCGUGGCACCUAGGGCGAAGAUGAACCAGCAGAGAGGACGGAGAUUCAGGUCCGCGAAAGAAGCAGAGGACAAGAUCAAAAAAGCUCUGGACAAAGGAGAGGUGCUUCCCACAGAGGCUCGUUUUGACUCCAACUGUAUCACUCCCGGAACCGACUUCAUGGCGAGACUCCAGGAGCAGCUCAAAUAUUUCGUCCACAACAAGCUCUCCACUGACAGGCUAUGGCACAACGUCAACGUCUACCUGUCGGGUCACGAAACUCCAGGAGAGGGAGAACACAAGAUCAUGGAGUUUAUUCGCUCUGAGAAUACGAAGCCCGGUCACAACCCCAACACCCGACACUGCCUGUAUGGUCUGGAUGCUGAUCUGAUAAUGUUGGGUCUGACCAGCCAUGAGCCAAACUUCUCACUGCUCAGAGAGGAGGUUCGCUUCGGGGGAAAGAAAUCCCAAAAAAGAAUUACAGCUCCAGAAGAGACGACGUUUCAUUUGCUCCACUUGUCUCUGAUGAGGGAGUACAUUGACUAUGAGUUUUCUGAUCUCAGGAAACACAUCGGCGACCAGUAUGACUUGGAGCGAAUAAUAGACGACUGGAUCCUCAUGGGGUUCCUUGUAGGAAAUGAUUUCAUCCCUCACCUGCCUCACCUUCACAUCAGUCAUGAUGCUCUGCCGCUGCUGUACAAGACCUACAUCAGUGUGCUCCCCAGUGUGGGCGGUUAUCUGAAUGAGAACGGCCAUCUCAACCUCCGAAACUUUGAGAAGUACCUGGAGAAACUUGCUGAGUUCGACAGGGAACAUUUCAGUGAAGUGUUCGUGGACUUGAAGUGGUUCGAGAGUAAAGUUGGUAACAAGUAUCUGAACGAGGCCGCCGGAUUGGCUGCAGAACAGGAAGCUGCCAACUUGGACGCCAACAAGAAUGAGAAUUCAUCCCUCGGUCUGUCAGCUCUGAACACAUCAGAGAAAGGGACUGCAGGAGGAAAGGGAACGGCAGGAGACGAGGAGGAAGAGGAGGAUGACAUGUUUGAGACUGAGUUCAGGCAGUACAAGCGCACCUACUACAUGACAAAGAUGGGCGUGGAUGUGGUUUCUGACGAUUUCCUGGCCACGCAGGCCAAGUGCUACGUGGAAGGAAUCCAGUGGAUCCUUCACUACUACUACCACGGGGUCCAGUCCUGGAGCUGGUACUACCCCUUCCACUACGCUCCCUUCCUGUCUGACAUCAGGAAUAUAUCAGGGUUAAAGUUGACCUUUGACUUCGGGAGACCCUUCAUGCCCUUCCAGCAGCUGUUAGCAGUCCUGCCUGCGGCUAGCAUGGAGCUACUGCCUCAGAGUUACAGGCACCUGAUGACCAGUGAAACGUCCCCCAUCAUUGAGUACUACCCUCUUGACUUCAAGACCGACCUGAAUGGAAAGCAGCAGGAAUGGGAGGCUGUGGUUCUGAUUCCCUUCAUAGAUGAGCGGUGCUUACUAGCAGCCAUGGAUCCCUACAAUGAUAAGAUGACCAAAGAGGAGAAGGCCAGGAACUGUCACACAGAGUGUGCGGUCUACUCUCAUGACGCCGAGGUUGACUUUCCAUACAACUCCAACCUGCCACAGCUGUUCCCAGACAUCGUCCACUGCCAUGUCAGGAUAACAAACAUCCCAAUGGAUGCCUGGUACGUAUCGUUGAACCACCGGAGCAGACCUGUUGACCGCUCAGCGCUGUACUUCUGUGGUUUCCCAACUCUACAACACAUCAGACACAAGUUUUACCGGAAGAAGAGUGGAGUGGUUGUGUUCCAGCAGAGCAGCAGAGGGGAGAACAUGAUGCUAGAGAUCCUCACCAACAAGGAUGAAGAUGUGGUGUGUGAUAGUGUUGCGUCACACGUCCUGGGGAAGCCUGUGUUUGUCAACUGGCCGCAUCUAGAGGAGGCUCGUAUCAUCGCAGUGUCAGACGGAGACGUCAAGUUUUGUCUUGAGGAACCGCCAGGUGUCCAAAGAGUGUAUGAAAGACCCUCCACGCCUCCUCCCACCAAAGUCACCUGUCUGUCUGACAAGGAGCAGAAGGACUGGGUGAAGGAUGUUCAAGGGAUCUCAGAACAUUUCUUGAAGAGGAAAGGCAUCACAGUGAACGAGACCAUAGUGGUCUUGUACGGCCAGCUGCUCACAGGAAGGAAAUACGUCCCCAAAGCCAACGGGGUGGUGGAGCUAGAGAAACAGUGGGCCAAGCAGGUCCUGCCUUUCGCCUACCAGACCGUCGUAAAGGACAUCGAGGCCUUUUACUCGUCUUCGACCUGCUUCAAGAGCUUAGACGAGCUCUUCCCUCAAGCGACCACCGUCUUCAUGGUGGGAAACCCGUACUACGGUGCCAUGGGCGAGGUGCAGGAUUCAAGUGAUGUCAUUAAAGAGGGUCGAGUACGAGUGGUCUUCAAUGUUCCCCAUGAACCUCAGCUGGAGCCCUUAAUCCAGAACCAGCAUAAGUACUGUGUGAAGUACAGUCCCGGAUACGUUCUGGCCUCUCGCCUCGGCGUCACCAGCUACCUCGUCUCCCGCUUUUCUGGAAGCAUCUUCAUCGGCCGAGGCUCCAAGAAGAAUCCAUGUGGAGAGCAAAAAGCCAACGUGGGCCUGAACCUGAAGUUCAACAAGAAGAACGAGGAGGUUCCUGGGUACACCAAGAAAACGGAGAAGGAGUGGCUCUACUCUGCCGCUGUGGAGGAGCUGCUGGCUGAAUACCUGGACAGGUUUUCUGAGGUCUUCAACACCGUGUCCAGGAACAGCCACGAUGAUGUGUUCUAUGAAGACGACAUCUGGCCUGCAGUGGAGCAGAACGGGGCAGAGAAGGUUGCUGAAAUCACCUCAUGGUUGAAAAGUCACCCGGUGAGCUCGGUCAGCAGGACGUCAUGCGACCUCCAGGUGCUGGACUCUGCCAUCGUGGAGAGGAUCGAGGAGGCAGUGGAGAAAACUAAGGCCAAGAAGAGCAGCAAGAAGGUCCGCGUGACUGUCAAGCCUCAUCUCCUCUUCAGGCCUUUGGAGCAGCAGCAGGGCGUCGUUCCAGACCCGGAUGCAGAGUAUCGUCUGUUUGACAGAGUUGUCAACACCAGAGAUGGCUUCACCGUCCCGCUGGGACUCAGAGGAACAGUCGUCGGCAUUAAAGGAGCGGAGCGUGAGGCUGAAGUUCUCUAUGAAGUGCUCUUUGAUGAAGAGUUUGCCGGUGGACUCACCGUCAGGUGUACAACACCACGUGGUUACCGCCUCCCUCCCUGCGCUCUCAUCAACCUUUCCCACGGAGCUCGAGUGGAUCCCACCUCCCACAAACUCACUGCUAUUGUCAAACCUCAACCGGCUACAGCUGCAAAUUUCAACUCCCAGCGUCAGAUGGGCGGCCUGAACCACUCCCCUCGUUCCCCCUUCAUACCCACACAGCAUAACAACAAACAGGGAGCGGGGAGAGGAGCCGCCCAGGGCAACAGGAACUCUCCCUCUAAGGGUCUCUUCCAGAAGCAGCAGGGGAAGAGUAAAGAGGAGUACAGUAACAUAUGGCAGUCUCUGCAGACCUCUGGCCCUCUUCAGAAACCACCAGCUCACUGGCAAAAUAAUGAAGGACAGUCCCAACAGGCAAAUAACCAGCAGCCAAACAAAGCUGUUCCAGUAGGUGGCAUCAGACUGUUGAAGAAAAAUGAAGACCCCAACUCCCUUUUCCCCUCAAGGAACACAGCCAACAAGACAUCCACAGAGUUUGAGGACCUGAUAGCAAACCUGAAAAUCUCCGCUGGUAACCAGCAAACUCCACCCCUUCCGGCUCCUCAGCAACCACCUACCAGCCAAUCAGAUGGCCCAUUGUCUCCACAGUCCUUCGCCAUGAAAGGAACCCUGAUGCUGAAGGAGAUGCUGAAGAUUGAUGGUACUGGAACAGGAAGUCCUGACACUCAGGAUGCAUCUAACGCCAUGGGUGGUCAUCAGCAAAACAGGAGAAGAUCAUCCAAAAAACUAGCAGCGAAUAUGAACAGCCCGCAUGGUGAUGGACCUGUAUUAGCUCCUCCUACUCCUAACCUCUCCAACGCCGUGCUCAGCAGUAAGGUGUCCGAGCUGGCGUGUGUCUGUGUGGGGUUGGGAAUGGCACCGCCAGACUUCAGCUUCAUUGGCAACCGACAGGGUGUAGUGGUGUGUCAGGUGAAGCUGUCCAAUGGGCUGAUGGUCCACGGUCCACAGUGCCAAUCAGAAAAUGAUGCCAAGGAGAAAGCUGCCUUCUUUGCCCUCCAGAGACUGAACUCAGUGGGAUCAGGCUUCCCCCUCCCGCCUCCUCUAUUCCCAGGAGUGGGUCAGAUACGUCCACCACCCUUAGGACCCAUGCCUCCAGUCUUCAACACACCAGGCGGUUUGCUGCUGCCUCCUCAGGGUUUUGGCCCUGCCUCUAUGUGGGGGAUGCCGCUGCCUCCUCACCAUCCAAACCAACCUUUCUUUGGAGCAGCAGGCACCUUUCCUGGUGCCGCCCACCCACAGGCUGGAGCGACGCUGCCCAUCGGCUCCCACAACCAGUUUAUUCCUCUACAGGUGACAAAGAAGCGAGUCUCGGCCAACAAGAAGAACCAGGAUACUCGAGAGUUUUACAGCGCCGCCCACACAGUGGCUAAAAACCAGUCCCAGAGAGGCCAGUACCAGUCCUCCGGCCAGACUGAACAUCAGAGCGGUAGAGCCGACCAGCAGCAUCAACACACAGCCUAUAGCAACCCCUCCUCGACCAGUCCUGGUCUCGCCGAUACCGUUUCCUCGUCGACAGCGGCAGCCCCACACACGCCUCCUCGACAAAACGCGCCAGCAACAGGCCACACCCCUGGCUCCGCCUCCAAGAGGAAGCACAGAAAACUGGCGGUGAACUUUGAGGCAACGAAAGUCUCUGAGUAAUGAGCUGUCAUGUAUCCGUGUGUGUGUGUGUGUGAGGGGGGAGAGAUUGUGUUGGCCUCGUUGUGUUUGAUCAGUUUUAAUCAGUGAUGUAAAUCAGGUUCGACUUGAUGAUCUGUUUUAAUGUUUCUCAUGUUUUCUGAUCUUUACAUCCAUCAAGUUUGACCGCCUUUUAUUUCCACUUUAACAACUUUCUUCAUUUUCUACUUUUUUAUGGUUUGUUAACAACACAGUUUUAGCAAAGAGUUAAAUAUGCACGACAUGAGGAAACAAGUCCCCUGACACACAGAAUCCUAACACACAUGAUGUGCUGUGUUAGACCAGCACGUAACCCAGACUAAGGCUUUCUUACUUUUACAUUUCAUUGAAUAAACUGGACCGUGUUGAGGUUUCCUUUUAAACAUGUUAUUGUAGCAGUCUAAAACUAGAAUUGUGAGUUGUGUUUGGACCUGCUGCAGAAAAGCUCACACUGCCCAAAACCCCCAAAGUGGAAUGUUCUAUGUUUUAAAUAAAAUGUGUCCGGAGAGCACGGCUGAUUUGUCACAGGCGCAAAUAAUGUAGUAUGAUUUGUAUUUUCAUGCUUCCAUUGGUGUAUUUUUUUAAUCCAACAGCAUCAGGCUCUCUGUCCUGAGCUCACACGCUUCAUACAAAGAUUCACUGUUGACAUUUUUUAUUAGAAUACAAAUAAUGAGGAUAUUUGUGAUUCUGUGCGGGUUCAUGAUCUGGACUGAUGUCAGAGAUGGUGAAGUUUUCAUUUCAGCGUGAUGUUUUUGUUAAUUAGUUAUCAAUUAUGCUGAUUAGGUGCCAUGAAAGAAGAUGUAAGAUGUAAUCAUCCACAUAAAGAAAUGAUAAACAGUCCUAUAAGGAGUUAAAAUUGUUCAUUUUUGUUUCUGCAGCCAAAGAUCACUGGAACACUAUAAAUGAUGAGUACUGCUAUGAUUUCCUUUUGUUCACUAAUUCUCUCACAGUGCUUCUGAGAUGUUUCUCCAGGUCCUUGUUUUGUGAGUUUUUGAAGGUGUUGGAAUGUUUUAAGAUCUGAAUCAGGACUUCUGUACACACAAAAACACACACACACACACACCUCUGUUUUAAAGAUCUUUGUUUUUCUUCUCCAGAUGGAUUUUACAGAAACCCUUUUAUAGGCAGUCUGAGCAUCUUUUCUAACCUCUCCAAAUAAUCAUUGUUUCAAUAAUCUUCGUGGUGAUAUUGCAGCUGAUGAGACUGUCCUUAUUUUUUAGGGACGCAGGUGUAAAGUGUGUUUUUGUGCGUGUGUUGUUUUGAAGGCGGAUGCUCUUACACUGACUCUGGAACUCAAGUCUGUUUGGCUCUGGUGCAAUAAGGGACGUUUUAAACAUUUUGGACAUUGAGCACACCUGUUAUGUAUCUAUUUUUUUUUCUUCAAUGUAACAAAGUGGAUAACUCUCGGUAUGAAGAGAUUUUGACUUGCUGUUUUGAUCCAGGAUUGUGCUGUACAUAUCCAUUUAAUUAAAGUGAAUCUUUUGUUA